CCCUUAUAAAUAUAGGACGCAGUUCGUCUCCAGACGUUGACUAUCUCCUUCCACAAACUACGACCAUGUGGAAGAUUGUUGUGGUCGCUCUGUUGAGCUACUUGGCCCUGGCCUCUGCGCGCCCGGAACAGUACGAUGGAGGACUGUACAUUCCUACCAGUCACCCCCACCGAUGCGGCGAAAACGAAAUCUUCAAAUCGUGCACGAGCAGUUCCUGUGCCGAAGCGACCUGCGAACGGCCACGAGUCGGACCUGCCUGUACCGCCGACUGUGUGUCUGGCUGCUUUUGCCAACGCGGUUACUACCGCGACGAGGCAAAGAACUGCGUCACGAAGCAAGAGUGCCCCGAAGAUUCGCCCGCCCACACAUAUGUGGAGAACGACUAUGCCCUAGAGUAAAAAAUCCAUGGAGUGAAAGUUUACCAGAACUGCAAUAAAGAUCUUCAAAGACAUUUCACCUAGAA
Molecule: messenger RNA, 463 nt
Organism: Ixodes scapularis (black-legged tick)
Lineage: Eukaryota; Metazoa; Arthropoda; Arachnida; Ixodida; Ixodidae
Product: chymotrypsin-elastase inhibitor ixodidin
Exons: 3
Coding region: 66-398 (110 amino acids)
Source: RefSeq, a predicted model, not a curated record